GCAGGAAAGAAUGCGAAAGCCGAGAUAUAAAAACGGAAUUAGUUCAGGAAUUUCAACUUUGACGAGUCCGCUCCGUUUACUCUGUUCAGUAGCAAUAAAUAUUCUUGAACAACGUCUUAUUCUGUUAUGGUAAUUAAUAUUUAAUCACACAUGUUUAAUUGUUUUUGAAUUAUAACCGGUUUAAAAUCGUUGAGUCGAAUUACCUGUCGAUCAACCUUUUAAUGAAACUCCAAAAUAUACUGAAAUUUUUUCAUUUGUGUGUGUGUCAAAAAGACUGUCUCUUUCAUACAAUAAAAACAGUUAAACUGAAAGUUGAAAGUUUAAAGAAAAAUUCCAAGAAGCCGUUCUCGUUAUCUUCGGGUGUAGUACAUACUAAUCUAGGUAUUGAUAUCUCAAAUUUACCUAAUGGACUUAAAAGCUUUAGAACUUUUAAAUUCAGCCUUAACUAUAGAGUAAAAGCAGUCUAUAGAAGGAAUCAGUGCUUUUUCCUUGUGUGAACUUGAUGAUAAUAAGCAAAAAUUUAAUUUGUUCAUCAAUAUGAAGGUGACAGCAGCGUUACUACUGAAAAUCAUUUGCCUCCUACAAGUCUACACUUCAGGACAAAAAAACCAACGAAACCCAUCAGAAAAGCAAACGUUUCCAUCAACAUUCUCAGGUCACGACCCUUUUAAGAGCAACAUUCCAUUAUGGAACAACCAUCAGCCACCCAAACCUACAAAACUCCUGGAUUUCUCCACGGUAACAAAUGACCAAAAUAUACAUAAUAAACAGGUCCAGGGUUCUCCUGAACGAACUCUGAAAGAUAUCCUGGACGGUAUGCAUUCCCAACCAAAAUCCCUCCCUUCAAACUAUCACCAAACAAAUUUUGAGGUUCUGAAUCGUUAUCGAGAAAUGUUGCCUACAAUUAUUCCAUUAAUUUUCGGGUUAAUUCCUCCAAAACGGUGGUCACCUCUGAAGUUUUUCAGACCGAUCCAUACAAGACGACUAAAGAGAUCUGAGGAUUCGAAUGGAAGAAAUUCUAAUAACGAUUUUCUGUUAAGGCAGCUCACGAAAACUGGGUUUUACUUUGGACCAAAAAUCUAUCAAGAAACUGAUCCCAUUAAACGGUUUAGGACUUUCGAAGAAGUUUCCGAGUGGAAAAUGCGGGAAAACGUCAAAUUAUUCGCAGAAUACUUUGACACCAUUCGCAAAUUAGCACAGAAGGAGCGUGAAAACGCAAACGACUUGAUGUUACCGAAAUUUGAAAGAAGAACCAGAUAUUUCAUCCCUGACCCUCCCAAAAAGAAAAUGGAGUUUCAAACUGUAAUAAAAUGGAAGGAAACUCUUUCGAUACCUUUGGGUCUAAGAUACUCGCACUUUAAAAGGGAUUCUUCCCGAGUUAUUUCGACUCGAUCAAAGAGAUCACUUGGGCAUACUUCAAUUUUCCAAUCAGUGUUUGGUCAUCGUAAUGGAAGGACUUUAAAGGAAAAGUUUCUUCAGAGGACCCUACCAUCGAGUGUUUCGUAUUGUGAUCACAAUGAUUUCAAGAGUAUAAGUCCUCAUAAGACUUAUGGUGUACCAAGAGCUGAAUACACUGAUUCGCCUGUUACUAAGGAACCUGCAAAGCAGACAGCUAAACUGAAAGAAAAUGAUCAUUCUUAUAGUUCACAAGGUAUUCCCAAGAGUGAAACUGAAUACCCUUAUUUGUCUAAUUUAAAUAGACAAAAUAAUUCUGGACCUAACAGUGUUCAUGGUGUCUAUGGUGCGCCUCAUUAUCCCUCUCUAUUCGUUCCUACAGAAUCAACAAAACUGAAAUUUCAAGAAACCCAUUUAAAACAAAAUAGCGAUAUUGGUACUUAUAGUGUAUCAGAAAUCACAAAUCCCAUUACUUUCCAGAAAACCAAUUAUAGUCAAAAUUCUGUUUUUUGGCUUGGAGUACCUCUUACACCUUUGUCAGAAAAACAAAACUUCUUUUCACCUGUUCCUGUUAAACCUACAAAACUAGGAACCAAGAAAAAUCAUGCUACAACUACAAGUCUUAAAGUGGCUCACAAGGGUUUAAAGAUUGAUCAGUACUCUUCACCUGCUAAACACAAUAAAAAUAAUAUAAGUGUUUUAAAAGAUGGUUACAAUGGUGCUUUACCUACUACAUUACAAGCAAUUAAUUUGACUCGAGGUGUUUCAAGACUUCACAAUUCUUCAUUGCCUAUUUCUAUCAGUUCUAAAAAAUUAACAUUUAAGGCAGUUAAUAUCAAUAAAAAUAAUGAUUCUAUAAUUAUAAGUUCUCAAGUGAUCUAUGGUGUUCCGAAAACUGAAUAUUCUUCCUCACCUUUUUUUAUAAAUAGUACCCUGCAACCUACUAUAUUAAAGCAGAAUGAUGGGUCAACAUUUUCGGGUCCUCGAGGUACCUAUAGUGUUUCAAGAGGUGAUCAGUUCUUAUUGCCCCCUCCUAGGAAUUUCACAUUACAAGCAAGUAAUUUUGCAUUUACAAAAUUCCAAGAAAUCCAUGACAUUCCCAAAGUUGACCGACAAUCAACAUUUACAAGUCAACAAGAGUUCUAUAGUAUUUCAAAGGCUAAUCGAGACUAUUCGAAAUCUGAUUCUCAUUCUUCAAAACAAGUAGGUGAUUUUCACAAAAAAAGUUAUUCUAUUUCUCAAGAUGUCCAUGGUGCUUCAGAAACUAAUCAUCACUCUUCCUUUCCUGAUUCAUUAAAAUCGGGAAAAUUUCUAUUACAAACAGUUAAUUUGAAAAAUAAUAUUGAUUCUACAUUUACAGGUCUUACAGCUGUCUAUAAUGCAUCAAAAACUGGUCAUCACUUUUCAUUACCUAUUACCAUGAAAUCUGAAAAAUCACAAGCACCUAACUUUAUUCAAAAUAAUAACUCAAAAUUUACAAAUCUUCAGGGCCAUUACAGUACUUCACAGAUUAAUUACCAUUCUUUACCUACGUCUUUAAAACCUUCAAAUAUUUCGGUACAAGAAGCUAAUUUCAAUAAAAACAAUAAUUCCACAGUUACAAUCGUUCAAGAUGUCCAUGGUGUUCCAAAAGCUAAUCAUCCUUCUCUAUUUAGUAUUGCAAAACCUACUUCCUCAGAAAUAACUGAGUUUUAUGAAUCCCCUCAGGAGCAGAAAAAAACAAAUGACAACCAAAUGGAAGAAGGAAUUACCACUAGUUACAGUUAUUUCCUAGAGCCCGCUACAGGUUUCCGUGGUCAAAAUGGAACCUCUUCGAACUACACUUACUCGGUUCAUCAACUAUCAAAUUCAACUUCUACUGGUAGAGUUCCCCAUGAAAAAAUUAAAUUGGAAGCUUCUACUAUUUCUGUAAACAAGAAAGAUUUGAUCCAAGUUAAAGUCGCUUCAAAAGCUCCAAUUAACCAAAAUAUCACAAAAACCAAUACAAUUGUAGUUACCACAGUCUUCUAUGAUGCACUAUCAGUACCAAGAGAGAAGAAACUUUUAGUCUUCAAGCUGACACCAAGUCCUUUGCCUAUUAAAUUAAAAACACAUGAAUUUAAAAAUUAUAGAGCUAUAUUAAACUCAAAUUUUACAGUAGAAAAGAAUGACACCUUAAGUCCUCUUACUCUUCAAAUACCUGAAGGCUUAACUGUGUCAGUACCUUCACAAAACCAAACCAGUGAGUCACAGUCUAAGCCACAAUUAUCUCAGACUAUUUUGGAAGCUAUCCAAUAUAAUUCUCAAUUUAUCCCUGGUGCUGUAAAGGAAAACGAUAACCAAACAAAUGUUGAAGUCAAUAAAAAAUCAGGAGAUUUAAAAGAAACAAAAACAUCCCAGGCAUCUUAUCCUUCUUCAACUAAUGAUAGUGGUACAAGUGGAAAAGUUACAAUUACAAAUUUUAAAUUGAGUAACCGUAUAGAGGAUUCAAAUUUUUUUAAUGCUACUUUACCCAAUUUAAAGGAAACAAGACAGAGAUUCCAGGCAAUCAAUAUCACCAAAAGCGCUAAUAAUUCCAGUUUGGUGUCAGCCAAUAAGGCAGAAGAACCCUCUUCGGUUCAAUUUAUGGAAACCCAUAAUAUUUUGAAUAGCACAAUGCCUGCUCAGCUAAUUAAUCAUUUGAAAGAAAAGCCAAGAAAUUUUAAUAAAGACUUUAAAAGUUUUCAAAAAUCAGAAAAGAUUACAUCCAAUUUGAAUGAAACCAAAGAUUUGAAGACAAUCAGGAACUCUAGCACAAGUGCUGAAAACUUUUCCCUAAAGCAAUUUCUGGAAACCAACUUUAAAGUUCCAAAAAUAAAAAAAGCUUCUGAUUACAAAUCGACUGCCCAACUAAUAAAUUUUUCUAAAGCAAUCAAUAGUGGUUCAACUAAUCUCAACUCAGAGAUGUCCAAACUUCUUAAAUAUCAUAAUUUUGCCCUCACAAAUUCUUCUAACACCACAGGCUCCUCUCAUGAAUCAAUCAAUUUCAAUAUGCGCACAAAUACCUCUAGAUCUGACGAAAUCCUGAAUGUUUCGACUUGGAAGAAACCUCGACAGAACUUGGUGAUUUCCCAACUAAAAACUCCUUUUCCAAUAGAUUUUCCACCACCUCUUAAAACCGCAACGUUUAAAGAUUCAGUUGUAUAUGCAGUUAACAAAAGUAUGUCUUCAGAAGAACCUGGACCUGUAGCUUCAACAAUAUUAAAUAAGGUCAAGUUAAGAGAAGAUUUUAGUGCUGUAAAUGUUAGGAAAAAUUCCACCAAUUUAUAUAAUAAUAAUAGUAAUAGAAGUAGGUUUAUAUUUAAAAGUAGACAGCCAACUGUAAAUAGUACUUUGACAACCUUCAAAGGGUCUAAUACCAAUGGAGAAAAUACUUCAUUCAGUCAAAUGAUUGAUUCCAAGACUACUAAUGAGUUAGGUUCUAAAAUGAAUGAUGUUACCAAGAAUAUUCAACCUAAUGGUAAAAAGGUUCUGGUGAAGGUGGUGAAAAGACCUUUAAAUGGCACGAAGGAGAUUGUGACGCGUUGGUGGAAUAAUAACAGGGCAGAUGAGGUUGAAGUAGUUUAAUUAAGUAAUUAAGAUUUUUAUGUUGUAUUAUGACACUCUGUGUAUAUGUGUAAUAGAUCAGUAAAUGUUGUCUAAUGAA
Anthonomus grandis grandis is the source of this 5059-nucleotide messenger RNA. Its product is annotated as probable serine/threonine-protein kinase DDB_G0282963. The transcript is spliced from 3 exons. The record is from RefSeq and is a predicted model, not a curated record. NCBI's taxonomy places the organism in Eukaryota, Metazoa, Arthropoda, Insecta, Coleoptera, Curculionidae. Bases 538 to 4980 code for a protein of 1480 amino acids.